AUGAGAGAAAAAUUUGGUUACAAAGGACAAAACAUUAAUUUCAUAGAAUUUGAAAACAAAGAAAAAGAGUAUUACCAACAACAAUUACAGAAUUUUUCUGAAAAUAAAGCUAAUUUCCGAGAUGCGGCGAACGAGGAAUUUCGCUUUAAGUUAAGUGGCAAAGAACGGUCAGGAGAUGUUCAUUUUAGAAAUAAGGAACCUGAUAAGUAUCUUGGUGAUAAAGGAAGCCAGGAAGAAUACGUAGUUAAUUUUAAAGAUAUACAAUAUAAACAUAAGUGGUUUGGUAAAAAAGUGAUAAGGAAAGUUGGUGAAGAAGUUCCAACGUCAGACCAAGAAAACAAAACUUUAAAAGAACUUCGUCAGCAAGCCAAAGAAGCCAUUAAUAGUGCUUUACAAACAGAGCCAGUAAUUUCCAGUGGUGAAUUGAGUGAUA
Scutellospora calospora is the source of this 433-nucleotide messenger RNA. The record is from the annotation of a GenBank genome assembly. NCBI's taxonomy places the organism in Eukaryota, Fungi, Glomeromycota, Glomeromycetes, Diversisporales, Gigasporaceae.